AGCAAGUAGUGUAGUGUUUCUCUAAUUGAACUUCGCCCAAUCAACAAUAACUCGUUAGCAGUCGCGUUGCUUUUUCUUGCUGCUCGAGGCAGCUUUUUUGUCGCUCGCAAGGAUUCACCCCCCUCCACUCUGUGACUUCCUAAAGAUCUGCAUGGAGCUUGGCAGAGGGACUGCGAAUCUCUGAGGGGGAAUAGCUGCAGUUCGGCUGCCUCUGCAACUCCGCGCCAGGAGCAUGGUUAUUUUGGAGGAAAGCUCUCAUGCGAACUAAGUUGCGAGCUCUAAAAGUGUCAACAUUUAGAGCGAGUCUUCGAUUAACCGACGAAAGGACGCGCUUGUGGACGCUUUGAAAACGACCACUUGAAUGAAAUAAUCAACUUUUUGGGGAAAGCAGCGACUCUUCGGGACUGCGAUGACCUCUAGUAAAGACAUGAAGGCGGGCUCUGUGUUGCAGUCCAGCGGCGAGGAGAGGAGACGGGCUCCGCUGGACCAGCUGCCGCCGCCGGCCAACUCCAACAAGCCUUUAACGCCCUUCAGCAUUGAGGAUAUCCUAAACAAACCGUCGGUAAAGAAGUCGGUGGCCAGGAUCUGUCCGCCGAAGGUCCUGGAGAAAGUCACGGGCUCUAACUCGGCGAGGAACGGGAUCACCACUCCCUCGUCGCCGCUGUGCGCGCUGGAGGAGUUGGCGAGCAAAACAUUCAAGGGUCUGGAAGUCAGUGUGAUCCAGGCAGCAGAAGGUCGCGAGCACGUGAACGCAUUCGGACAGAGGCAGACGUCGAAGAAGAGGAGAAAGUCGCGGACGGCCUUCACGAACCACCAGAUCUACGAGCUGGAGAAGAGGUUCUUGUACCAGAAGUACCUGUCGCCGGCCGACCGUGACCAGAUCGCGCAGCAGCUGGGCCUCUCCAACGCGCAGGUCAUCACCUGGUUCCAGAACCGCAGGGCCAAGCUGAAGCGGGACCUGGAGGAGAUGAAAGCGGACGUGGAGUCGCUGAAGAAGAUCACGCCGCAGACGCUGCAGAAGCUCGUGAGCAUGGAGAACAUUGAGGACGCGCAGGGCGGCGGCUCUGAGCCCAGGUCGCCCAGCGUCUCCCCGACCUCGCAAGGACACCGGGCCUUCCCUCAGUCCCCGUCCUCCUCCAGAGACCAAACCACGGACGAGUUCUCGGAGGACGACGAGGAGAUCGAAGUGGACGAUUGACAGUGAGAGGAGGGCCUGUGGUUUUCAGCAGCAACGACAGAGAAAAAAAAGAGUGUUAUACAGAAAAAAGGGGCAUUUUUUCUUCCCAAACUUUUGCACGGAUAAUGACACAAAAGGAGAAUAUUCACAUUUAAACAUUUCAGGAAAAGUUCUCUCCUCUUCCUCCCACUUCUGCUCCUUGUUUUCGUCCAUUUUUAAUUUAUUGCUGGGACUUUUAAAGCCUGUCGUUUAAAUUUCUCCACAAUAUCUGAGGAAUAUUUGAUUUUCACAGACAGACUUUACUGUGUAAACAUUCUAAUAUUUCACUCUAGUGGAGAGGGAGGGCUGUGUGUGGAAAGUUGUGCAAUUAAUUAUUUUGUUUGCCAUUUAUUCGGAUUUACCAAAUAUUUAAAUGCCCCCCCCCCGUAUUUUUCUGUGCACAGCAGCUCCGCCUCCUGUGUCACUUCAUCAUCAUCAUCACACCUCAAGAUUCUG
This is a messenger RNA of Solea senegalensis (Senegalese sole), 1672 nucleotides long. It is a transcript of the gene lbx2, whose product is annotated as ladybird homeobox 2. Gene Ontology annotation, molecular function: DNA-binding transcription factor activity, RNA polymerase II-specific; DNA binding. Lineage: Eukaryota; Metazoa; Chordata; Actinopteri; Pleuronectiformes; Soleidae. The transcript is spliced from 2 exons. The record is from RefSeq and is a predicted model, not a curated record. Gene Ontology annotation, biological process: regulation of DNA-templated transcription. The coding region runs from base 410 to 1198 and encodes 262 amino acids.